Molecule: messenger RNA, 1250 nt
Organism: Ceratosolen solmsi marchali
Lineage: Eukaryota; Metazoa; Arthropoda; Insecta; Hymenoptera; Agaonidae
Gene: Der-1
Product: derlin 1
Exons: 2
Coding region: 408-1130 (240 amino acids)
Source: RefSeq, a predicted model, not a curated record
UCUUAUAUAAAUACAAAUAUUAAGUCUUGUUUCGAGAAAGCGACAAAAAAGAAGAAAAUUGUGCAUGGGGCCACGUCAAUGCCGACAUCACUAGAGUUGGAGCUUAAACUUUUGCACGUUAAAUUCACUCUACACGUUUUUAUCGACAAACUUGAGCCACCUAGUGAAUAAACAAUUAUUAUAUAUUAUAAAUAAAUAUUAAAAGCGCACCGCUUAAGAGUGAGAGCUCGUAGAAAUUUUGUCUUCUCGGCCUAAGCAUUUUAAUAUAAGUGUCGGGGAAAAGUAAUUAACAAAUAUUCGUGAAAUCACUCAUGACUAAAAAAUAAUUUUAUUCAAAUAAAAUUUAAUUGAAUAUUGUGUUUGUAUAAAGGGCAGAAAGAAAGGGAGAAUAAUACAAUUAUAUAAAAAUGUCCGAUGUAGGAGAUUGGUUUCAAAGUUUACCAAUAUUUACGAGAUAUUGGUUAGCUCUGACUGUUGCAUUCUCAUUAAUUGGAAGAUUUCGAAUAAUUAAUGCAAUUAAUUUAAUACUUUUGUACGAACCGUUUCUUUACAAUUUUGAAAUAUGGAGAGCGGUGACCAGCGUCUUUUAUUAUGAAACAAAUUUUCAUUUCCUCAUGAAUUUGUACUUUCUGUACAAUUAUUCAAUAAGACUAGAAAGGAUAGACUUUGAAGGCAGACCCGCUGAUUAUUUAUAUUUAUUAAUAUUUAAUUGGGUAUGCUGCCUCGUGGCUGGAUUAAUGCUCAACUUUUAUAGUCUAAUGAAUGCUAUGAUCUUAAGUAUUAUUUACAUUUGGUGCCAAUUGAACAAGGAUGCUAUUGUACAUUUUUGGUUUGGUUUACAAUUUAAAGCAAUGUACUUACCAUGGAUUCUUUUUGGAAUUAAUUUUAUUAUUAAUCACGAUGGCUUAGAAGAGCUUGUUGGAAUUUUUGGUGGACAUUUGUACUUCUUCUUAAAAUUCAAAUAUCCUCAAGACUUUGGAGGAUCAAAUUUACUAUCAACCCCAUCAAUUCUGGAAUAUUAUUUCCCUCCAAGAAGCAGUUUCAGAGGCUUUGGAUCGGCACCGCCGCAAUUCACUGGAAAUAUACAUAGAGCUCACAAUUGGGGCCGUGGUCAAGUACUGGGAGAUUAAAGUUUCUGUUGAUAAAGUGUAUUUAUAUGAAUGGAAAAAAUUUAAAUUUGAAAAUAACACUUAAUAUUAGAUACUAUAUAUUACCUUCAAGAAUAAUUGCCCCCGUUAUUUAAAAAAUUG